This is a messenger RNA of Colletes gigas, 11199 nucleotides long. RefSeq lists its product as uncharacterized. Gene Ontology annotation, biological process: regulation of transcription by RNA polymerase II. Lineage: Eukaryota; Metazoa; Arthropoda; Insecta; Hymenoptera; Colletidae. Gene Ontology annotation, molecular function: DNA-binding transcription factor activity, RNA polymerase II-specific; RNA polymerase II cis-regulatory region sequence-specific DNA binding; zinc ion binding. The transcript has 8 exons. The record is from RefSeq and is a predicted model, not a curated record. Gene Ontology annotation, cellular component: nucleus. The coding region runs from base 2617 to 9024 and encodes 2135 amino acids.
CUCAUUUUAAUCAGGAAAACCCAGCAAUCCAUCGGUACUAGUUUCACAAGCCUACGAGAAAAUGAACAAAAACCGAAAUUUUCGUUAUCGCUUGACAAUUUCUUUGACUCACGGCGACCCUUUGAAGUCUAUCUCUACCUCGCUUUCUGCCAUUAGAUCUGUUUUCUAUCCUUUGGCUAGGGUUAGACGUCGAAUCUGCGACCUAGUGGGGUUCGUUUAAACGUACGCUAUCAAGUUUCGUUCGAUCAAAGCGGGCACCGUUGCUCGAAGUUCCAUCGCUAGCAGGAGCGUUCGUAAAGAGUAAGCGCGUGUGGACGGGGCUUUACGCUCGUCUGAGCGUCGUGUCCGUUCCCCUCUCGUCCCUGUAGGAUCCCCCACCCCGAUGGUCGGCGUCCAUCCCUUCAGUGGCUCGGCAGCGCGCGUUCGAUACACGGAAUCGCCUCGUGGUUCUCGGAAGGCAGUAGACUGUCGUCAGCCACGCCAGACGGCGCACUGCUCGCACACUCACUGCUCUUUCGGAGAUACUCGCCCACUGGCUCACCCACGGCUAGCUGUUACCUCGCUGUCGCGACCUCUCUCUCUCCGGCUGCUGGCAGCAGCAGACUCGGCUUAGCGGGCCGCCAGUUACGCAACAAUAACAACGCUGUCAGGAGGUGUAGCAUGCGCGUGCUGUGCCACCUAUACGCCGACGAACGACCCUGGAACGACGAGCUACCGAUUCGUCGUCGUCGCCGCCGCCGCUUCUGCUGUUACUGCCACUGCGAUCACUUGUUGAAAACCCGGUAGGAGAGCGCACAUCCGUUUCGCAACGCACGCCACACGCUACCGACGAUACUUCAUUUGGUGGGAACAGACUGUGGCGGACGGUAGUGGUGGCGAUCAAGGAGGAGCAUGGAAAGUGCGUGCAGUGCCGUCGAACGGGAAUUAUGUUGCAGGAAGAGUGAUGAGUUGUAACGGAGUAAACGUGGUGGGAAGCGAUUCAGAGUACACGGUGCGGUGCGAGUGGCGCGGAUCGACAGCUCGAUACGCGACACGCGUCCAGAGAUCCGAGCUUAUGGACGAUCGUGUCGAUUCCCUGACGAUCAGGCCGACGAUGAAUGAGCGAGAAAUCGUAACGCCACGGUGCAACACAGCUGUCCGCUCGGAGCGCCGUCCCUGUUGGCUCUAGACCCCCGACGAUCGCAACGAGGAAACUGAUUUCUGCCAGUACGGGGUAAACGAGGAAGAGAAAAAAAGAAGAAGAAACGGAGUAGGAUACUUGUUGAUGCGAGACCGCCCGAAAUACGGUUCCGCGGUGACGUCUUUGUCCAGGGGAUCCGCGCGAGAGGAGAGGAGGAUCGAGGAAAGAGAUCUAUCGUUCGGAGCGAGCCACGAGGUGCACGUCCGACAGAAGUACGCGAAGAAGUGGUACGCGAAAUACGUCGCGAUUAGGCGCCAAUGACGUCAGGCAAGAGUCGCGAAGACGCGUAAGAGUCGCAAGGGGAAUUCGUUUGUGGAGUUUGCGGUGCGUUUACCGACACGGUUCGAGCGUCGUUGUGUUGGGUGAUAUUACUGCUGGCAGUAGUAACCGUAGUAGUAACAACACCAGUAUCUGUCAGCAGUGUCGGUGAUGGUAACGGUUGUGUAGUGGGCUUGGUAUCGGUGUUGCCGAACAAGUAGUGGGGCUAAAGGAGACCCCGGUGUGGAAUUGCUGCGUGGUCCGUCGUGGUGGCCAAUUAUAUUUUCUACGUGUGUGCUUCGCGGGCAAUGACUAACUGCUCGCCGUUAAAUGUGUUAGUAGGAGAUAUCGUCGACGGACCCGUUUCUGCGUUGGUGUUGCCGUCUACGUCAGCACCGGUCGGACGGGAUUUGCAUAGCAAACAGAUUGACGCGCUGGUAAGUGGAUAACGAGAGAGGAGUCGCGACUCUGUGUCCCACCACGUACCAAAGAGAAAAAGAUAGUGCGUGUGCGUCUCUACGUGUUGGCCGUACGGGCUCCGUAAGAAAAGAAGAAAGAGCGAGUAGAGCCAAGAGACGCAGACGACGGGGCAAGUGUGGAGCUUAAAAUAGAAGAGUGACUUCGGCUUAAGUACAAGCCGGGGGGAACGGGCAAAUAAAGAGUAACCGGAGAGGGUGUCUCCUUUCCGAUUUUCUUCCAAACAAAAUGAUUAUUGUGCUUCUUCUGUGAUACGUUUCUAUAUCCGGCGGUAAUCGUGGCCCGUGGUCCGUGAUUCGAAAGCAGGCAACACACAUAUACACACAUAUAUAGUAUAUACGCAUAGGAUAUAGGUGAUAGAGUGAAACGGCGAAUGAAAACAAAUUUCGAACGGACGGGGAUCGGUUAUCGCAUCGGGAAAAUCGGUAGUAAGUGUUUCUGUGAUAACAACGUGGUGCAAGCAGGAGGGGGGGUGGAAACGAGCCGCGAUUCUCUCCCACCUAUAUCCCCCCCUCCCCGUCGGUCUGACAUCUUUUCAUUCUCCGCGGAGACUGCGGAUUAUUGUAAGAGAGAAGCUUCUGCAUCACGGUCUCUCCUACGAUGGAUCGUGACUCGCGUUCGUAUUCUUGCGGAGGCUGCGAGAGGACCGAGGGUCGAGCUAUGCCGAUGGAGUAACAAGUGAGCGGCGAAGCGGCGUUGCCAUGACGACAGAGACUCAUACUGUGGCGAUGACAGACCCACAGUUGUCGAACAAUAACAAUAAUAACAACAACAACAACAACGAUGGCGAGCCAAAGUACCUGCACAAAAAGUUCAAGAAGAUGGCGACGACGGAGGUUGCGCCAAAGCUGGAGCCAAAGAAGGACACCGCGGCCAACAACGGUUCUCCAGAGGCACCCAAGAAGAAGGAUUCGGCCAAAGACUCCAGAGAGUCGCUCAAAGAUCCGAUCAAGGUCGAGGCCUCUCCGGAACCGGGGGAUGGAGAGCCGACGGAGUCCAGGAAAAGCGGCUACGUGUGUCCUUAUUGCAGGCUAUCGUGCGCCAAGCCGAGCGUCCUGCAGAAACACAUACGAGCCCACACGAACGAAAGACCGUAUCCCUGCGUGCCUUGCGGUUUCGCGUUCAAGACGAAGUCGAAUCUCUACAAACACUGCAGGUCCCGUGCUCACGCCCUGAAGAUGGAGGGUGGCGAUGCCAGCAAGGUAUCGGAGGACUCGGACAUAAGCCUAUCCGACAGCGCGAGCAACGGAACCGGGACGCCGCCGCCCCCGCCAUCAUCGACGCCGACGUCGACCAUGUCCAGCAUAAAAACGAUCAGGACCGGGAAAAUCUACAAGCCAAAAUUCCACACGGCGCUCCAGUGCGUCAACAACGACACCGAAACGUCUUCCCUUUCAUCCGUUUCUUCCAAUAACAGUUCUUCCUCGACCGCAGCCGCCGGUUCCAAGCCCAAUCCAGAGCAAGUACAAGAGCACAUCGACAAGAUCAUCACCGAUAACCAGGCGAUCGUCGAUGCGGUGGACCCGCGUCUGCACAAGCUGAUGCAAAGGCAACAGAGUCUCGUCGAGACGAAACAGUGCGAUCAACCGUUGAAUCUCUCUUCCUUCGAGGAGUCCGCCUCGCGGAAACGAUGCUACAGCGAGAGCUUCGUCCGCGAGAGCAAGGACUGCCCGAACAGCUCGGACGGUUCGUUGAUCAAGGAUCUCCUACUGAACAAUCCGAACACGUGCCAAGAGGGGGAGAACGAGAAUUACCGGUGUUCGUCUUGCGGCAUGCACUAUUUGAGCAUCGAGGACCUCGAGGCUCACCGAAGAUACUCUUGCAAGGGCACCGCGAGUCCCCAUAGAGAGUGCCAACUGGACAUGGAGAGGAGAGAGUCCGAUUUCGAAUCGAAGUCUUCCGAUUAUUACAAUACGCUGCAACCCUUGCCCUCCCCGGGGCCGCUGUUGGGUAACACGAGGCUCGUGGACGCGUACGCGCCGCCCGCGAAGAAGCAACGCUCGGAGUCCGUGCCCACGACGCUGCGAUCGCUCGAGGAGUUGAGCAAAUACCCGCGACCGAAUUCGCUACAGAUGUUCGGCGGUGAGGUGAGGAUCCUGGACAACACCGGCGAGACGAAGACGAUGAGGAUCGAGCCGCGACAGACGAACUCGCCCACCAGCGAGCAGCACAUCGUGAGCAGCAAGUGCGUCACCUCGGAGACCGCGUCGAUCGUGGUUAGAUCGGGUCUCCAUUCGGGGGGUACGAUGGUGCACAAGCCACCGGGCACGCCAGCUAGCACACCCAGUUCCUCCAUAUCUUUGCCCAACACGCCGCAGAUGUUGGCGCCGAUCAUGCCGAACAUAUCAACUCCGAACAUAGCCCCCAGCAUGUCGUGCUACAAUUACCUGGAAACCCACCUGAACCCCCUGACCAGCAUCACUGCCUACAAUCCGUUGACGUUGCCCCAGCCGGGCAUCACGAAUAUCCUGCACGGCGGCAAAGUAAUACCGUACGUGCCCGGCAUGCCCGGGCCCCACACCCUCGCGCCAGCCAUAGACAUAUCUUCGAGCAUAGCGACGAGCAACGCCGGUUACAAAGUGAUACCAGGCUUGCCCGGCCUCCACAUGAUCCCCCAGCCCCUGGACCUCGCCAGUCCGGUGAAGAUACAAACACCAAGCGUACCUGGUAUUCCGGGACCGAUGUCCAGUGGACACGCCACAAUGAUGGGCCAGCCACUGGACCUCGCCAGCCCGGCCAAGGACUCGAAGCUCGGCUUCAAGACGCCCAACAGCGACGCCUCGAAGCCCGGGUUCACCAGUCCGAAAGUUCCUAGCGUUAAGAUUGAGACUUCCACGGACAAGUACCGCAGGGUGCCGCUCGCGGGGGAGAUCGCCAAAGUGGAGCUUGACCGUCAUAUCAAGAAUAGCGUGACCAUGAAGUACAAGGCUAUGGAGAGUCCGCGGGAGAGGCGGGAGUUCACGUACGACAGGAGCCCCAAAGCGGAGAAGUCGUUCGGGUACGCGAACGGCGUCGAUCCGGGCAACUCCUACAGCAAGCUGAGAUACUCGCCGAAGGAGUCGUCGUCCGAAAGCAGGAAGAGGCUGUCGACGUGGAACGUCAGCGAGCUGGAGUCCGGCAAGACGCCCGUUGUUGACCCGUUGGGGUACAACGCGGGUAAAUACGAUUCGCCGCCGCCCGUGGAGAACGGUCGCGUGAAGACGAGUUUCGUCGACAGCAGGGACAAGUCGAUCGAGAGCUACGGCGCGGUGAACGGCGCGAAAAUGAAGCCCGAUACCGUGGCGCCGAUGGUGCUCGGCAACUUGGACGGCUCGAAGACGGACGCGCCGAGCAAAGCUUCCGUAGAUUUAAUCGUUAAAGUAGACAAGCCCGAGGCGAGAUCCCCGAAGAACGGCGACGCCACCAAAGAGGAGAUGAACUCGAGCAAAUUUCUAAGGCCCACGUCGUUGCCGCUGAAACCUGGCACCUUCACGCCGAAGAAGCAUCACGGCAUCACGCCCACGGCGAACACGCUGCCGCUGAUCAGCCCGGAGACUCCGCGACCAAAGAAAUCCUACGGGCAGCUUUACCUGAACGGACACGCCUACACAUAUCUAGGCCUCAAGUGCUCCACCAGAGUGUUUUACUGCACCCUGAACCGACCCCAGCCGAUGUACGUCACCCAGCAGCACGGUUUGUCCAUGUACUCGAACUGGAAGAUAUGCAAGGAAGCGCCGCCCGACGUCGACAUGGCGCAUUACGAUUCGAGGCACAGGCCUCUAAAUUACACCACCGCCUCCAAGAAACAGGAGGACGUUUUGACGCAUUCCUCGCAGAGGCCCACCACGCCGACGAAUACCGACAAUGGAUCGGACGGCGACAUGCAGGAGAAAGCGAAGAGGGUCAAGAUAUUCGAUGGCGGGUUCGAGAGCAACGAGGACUACACCUACGUUAGGGGCAGAGGUCGGGGUCGAUACGUUUGCGAGGAAUGCGGCAUUCGCUGUAAAAAGCCAUCUAUGUUAAAGAAACAUAUCAGAACGCACACAGACGUGAGACCGUACACGUGCAAGCACUGUGCUUUUAGUUUCAAAACCAAAGGCAACCUGACGAAGCACAUGAAAUCGAAGGCUCAUUACAAGAAGUGCGUCGAGCUGGGCGUCGUCCCCGUCCCGACGUCGGUCUGCGACGAGAACAUCGACAAGGACGCCAUCGCCCGACUGGCCGCGGGUGGAAACACCGAGGAAUCCUCGGAGGAGGAGGACGAGAGCGACGGGGACGAGAGCGAGGAGUCAGGAAGCGAGGAACAGGAAGCUGCGCAGAGUCUGCUGAGCCUCUCUCAACGGAACACGAACCGAUUCCCAGGGCUGCUUCCGUCCGGAAGACCCACGACCUAUCCUUACACCCUGACGUUUCCAACGACCUCUACGUCGUCGACCGUGUCGGUGGCCGUAAGCAACUCGCCUCUGAGCAGCCAAGGCUGCGUCAGCACGCAGGCAACCACCCUCGUUCGAAACGAGUUGCCCUAUCGGUAUUAUUUCCCCUCGAGCCGCAGCGCUCCGGAGGAAUCGAGGACGACCGUGAUUCAAUCGUCCAAGAAGGAAACCGCCGACGUGGAAGUGGACGAGGUAGACGGGGAUUCGCAUAGCAGUUUGCCUCAACCCAUGGAUCUCACAACGAAGCCGGCUGUGCAACCCUUGCCGUCGCCAAUCUUGCAAAGGGCCAAACCAGCCGACAUUUUGACCCCCGUUUCCGAACCGGUGCUGCUCCAAACGAUCGUCCAAACGAUGGAAAGACUACCGAUACAGGGAAGGGAAUGGAAACCGGAUGCAGAGGGCCAUAUGUUGCAGGCGUAUCUGACCGAGAGGCACGUGAUGGACAGCAAGAUCAAGCAACAGUACCGGGUGGGGAACACGAAGAUGGACAAGCUUCCGAAGGACAGGGACUUCUACUUGAGGCAGUUGUCACCCAACUCGAGGAACAUGGAGCCGAACAACGUGUCCACGGUGACGUACACCGACCCUAGCAAGAUGCAACAGACCGUGAUGGACUCGAGGAUCAAACACGUGUCGAAGCACACCACGGACGAGAUCAAGAUGGAGAUCAGGGAGAAGAUUUAUCAGAACAACGUCGCGGUUGAUCGACGGUCCUUCGACAUCGAGUCGAUCCACAGGGAGAAGGAACAAGGCCGGACGAUCGUCGAGAGAGAGAAUUACGAGCACGGGUUGAUCAAUCCCGUCGGUUCGAAGACCAGCGUGGAGUACGGUAUGCCUAAGAGUAACAAUUGCGCGGAGAGGUCCAGCUAUUCCGUGGAGUCGCCUAACAGGAGCACGCCGCAGAGCGUGGACUGCCACUCGCCCAAGUCGUUCAACGCCGACGUCAAUAAUCGGCUGUUGUCGAUACCGCAACUGAACAACGACAUCGAGCGAAACUCGGUGUUCGGUUCGAUGAAGGCGAUGAACGAGUUGGAAAGGGCGCGGGAAUGUCACGCGACGGGUCAGGAAAUCAGGCAAACGGGUCACGAGAUCAGGGUCGCGACGACGGAUCACCGAAUGCAGAGCCAGAGUCCGCGUAACUUGGACAUGAGGCCGCCCAGCAGAGAGAUGCGUACACCGAGCCAGGACUACAGAAGCCAGAUGCAGGAAUUGCGGCCGCCCGGCCAGGACUACAAACUCUGCCGGCAAGAAUUGAGGCCCCCCAGUCGGGAGUUCAAGCCGCUGGUCCACGAUAUACGCUCUGGCCAAGAGAUGGUGGCCAUGAACAGCAUGGAGAUCAGACAGAGCAACGUGGACAACCGUCCGCCCAGCAGGGACAUGAUCCUGUUGUCGGAGUACAGGCACGCGCAGCCUCAGGAAUCGAGGGUGAACUUCGAGAUGAUGCCGUUGGCCAUGCACGAGGCCGCCAAGAUGCAAGAUGUCUCGAGGCCGCAGAUCGUGGACAUGAGAAACGUGGAUCGCGUCGAAAUGAAACAUCCGGAGAUGACGAAACAGAGUUUGGCCGAGAGCAUCAAGCACACGGUGGCGCGGAAAAUGGUCGUCGGAGGACCAGGUUUUAGAUCACCCUCGCCUACAGCAGGGAAUCUCAAACCGCAAGCAGAGUUCUUGCAGCCCUCCAGCGGACCUGCGCCCAACUAUGUUAGUUACAGUGUGACCGAAGAUGGGAGAAGCGUCUGUGGGAUUUGUAACAAGGUGUUCAACAAACCUAGUCAGUUACGGUUGCAUAUCAACAUUCAUUACUUCGAGAGACCAUUUAGAUGCGAAAGUUGCGCAGUUUCGUUCCGAACCAAGGGUCAUCUGACAAAACACGAAAGAUCUGUUUCUCAUCACAAUAAGGUCAGUAUGACUUCUACGUUCGGAGCAGCAACUACCAGCAAUCCUAGACCAUUCAAGUGCACCGACUGUAAAAUAGCGUUCAGAAUACACGGUCACUUGGCGAAACAUCUUCGUAGCAAGAUGCACAUUAUGAAAUUAGAAUGUUUAGGUAAAUUACCGUUCGGGACGUAUGCUGAAAUGGAGAGGUCCGGCGUCAAUUUGAACGACAUUGAUACUACCGACUGUGAUAAUAGUCUUACUAGUCUUCAGAUGCUGGCUCAGAGACUUUGCGAGAAGGAUCCUAGUAAAAUAGGGCAAUGGGAUUCGGAGGCGAUUCCAAGCCAGGUAAUCAGUGGAGGCGAGACUUCGUCGGACGAGGGUGAGCCAAUACCGCAGCAUGCGAUGCAUCCGUGCCCUGUAAAAGUAACAGCAGACGCAAAUAUGUCUCGAUCAUAUCAUGUGCCAAUCAUCGAAGAUCCAAAGUCUGAUGUUCACAUUGGGAAUUCACAAUUUAAGCAACAGGGACGGGAGUACGGCGUCAAAGAGAGGCCGAAUCAGCCCACAUUUCCGGUGGACGAUGUAAGGCCGGACGAAAGCAUGCAAUCAUACAAGUGCCAAAUUUGCACGGUGUCUAUGCGUACUAUGAACGAGUUACAAGUACAUUGUUUUGUUGAACAUAAUAUCGAAUCGGAGUCUAGUACAAAUAUACAUGGGGAUAGGGGUGUGGACAAGUGUAGAGAGAAAGAGAAUACUCAGAAGAAAGUUGCGGACGAGUCUGUAAUAAAGGAAGAUCACAAUAGACAAAAAGUUGAAGACACAUAGUGCCAAAAUGAUACAGUGAACCAGGAAACCAGCGGUGAAGUUGUUCGAACGAAUUCGUUGCCGUGCCGAUAAAAUAGUUGUAGUAAAUAUAUGCCAUCACGUUUCGAAGGAAAGCUGCCCUGAAUCGAGGAUGUUUUCCAACGCUCGUUGUUGCCAAUCGAGAAUUGUAAUAAUCUUCCAAGUAUUAAAAAGGUAAUUAUAACAGACUUCGUUAAACAAAAGUUGUGCGUUACGACGAUGUACAGCAAAUUUUGGUAGCAAUAAGAGUUUUGCUACUUUUACCAUAUAAAUCUGAUUUAUUUAAUAUUUUAGUUUGUGCAUUUACUGACCAGUAAAUCUCGUGCACAUCGAAAAAGAAAGAACUUUAUAUCUUCCUGUAUGAAAUUUGAAAAUUGAAUCAUCGAAACAGCGACACUUGACGUCUUAAACAUAUUUUUUAAAUAGCUACAACUUUAUUGUAGAAAGGGAAUCGGAAUUCUAUUUUUUUUUUAACAAUAUGUUUAACUGUUUUUUCAAUUUCACUCGGUAAUGUUUUGAUAAAAAGGUUGCCCUUUGAUUUAGUUUUAAUGUCAUGAAAAUUUAUAAUGUUAAGUUCAAAGAUCAGUCUUCCCUGUUAUAUGAAAUCUGUUCCUUUUGGUUCUGUUUUUAGUGUUUUGUAUUUAGUCUUUCCAAUAGACAUAAGGUUUUCUGUAAAUUGCUACAAAAUGGCGGUUUCACUCUUGUUCUUCCUGCAAAGAGACACAACAGACCAACCACAAAGAAAGUAUGAUCUUCAAAUUCAGCAUAAUGUGUACUGCGAUCCAACAAUAAUAAAAAUGUAUAUAUCGAUUUAUACCAGUAAAGCAUACAAAAUAUAGAGUAGAUAAUAUUUAAAACUAGUAUAUACCAGAAUACGCAAUGCGUUUCUCUAUUUAAAUUUAAUUAAAUAUUUCUUUUUUAAUUUUGUUGAAUCUCAUUUUUCUUUUUCUUUUUUUUUGUUUUAUUGUUAAUCAAUAUCGUUACUAAAGAAUCACAGAAAAGGGAUUUCCGUCUACGUACGCGUUCUUCACAUUGUUAUAGCAUUCAAUGCAAUAGAUGUUUAAUUGUUGUUCGUAUUGUUUAAAAAUACAUAAUGAUAACGUAUAUCCGAUAUCACCGAAUUCUCGCUUCCGAUUGUUGUUGUACCUCAAGGCCGGUGUUGAAAGUUCGAAUUUAAAACUUGUUGAGCUUCCCUUCGAAAUUUGAUGGAAUGUAACUUAUAAGAGCAUAGUUCUCAUACGUAGUGAAAAUAUGAUAUUUAUAUACAAUAGUCUUGUAUCAGCAUGAGGUGCAAUGGACUGGCAUGUGAUUCUGUAUUUAAAGUGCAACUGUUGCGUUCAACAUUGAAGAGUAUUCUAACAUUAAAAAUUAAUAUUAUAUCUUAAUUAUUGGUACAUGAAGUAUACACGAAACACGCGCACGCGUACACACAUACACACAAACAUUGAGCGAGAGAGGGGUGAGUCGGCAGAAACUAAAAUUAUAAACAUACCUGUUGGUUUCGGUGAUACGAAAAAAUUCACCUUGAAUUAUCAAAGAGUGAUAAUUCAAACCUUGAAAAAAAAUGAUUUUUUUUUACGUACUGUGCGUUGUUGCUUCGAAUCGAUCAUUUUCUUCUUCAAACCUCGGAUCACCGAAAGCAACAAGUACAUUUGCAAUUUUAGUAUCGGAUAACGCAUCCUGUAUAUACUUGUAUGAUAUUAGUAUGAGCAAUUACGAGAAUCAUUGUUGACAUAAGAGAAGAUGUGUUUGUAUAUAUUUAUGUGUAAUAUAAUGAAACCAUGUUAGUCUUUAUUAUAAUUUUAAGUGAUCCGUAAUGGGGAACAGAAUCGGUUAUUCGGUCAUUAUUGUACAUUUUGUUAAUUUCAAUGCAUCAUCUUUGUGCCCUGCAAUCCUCCUACUCGUCUUUCCGGGAUACGUAUGUAUUACAAUUCUUCAAAAACAGAGUUACAAAUUCGAUGGAAAUAAUUUCGUAUCGAUGGGGGAAAAAAAAGAAAUGUACAAAUACCGAUAAUUCAAAAUUCCAUCUUCAAUAUGUAUGGACGAACAUACAAACGCCCUGAUGCAAACGAAAAUAUUUUAUAACUUUGUGUACCAGUGCCAACAAAAAGUUCUGUCAGCUUAUAUGUACCAAUAUUGUUGUAAGUUAAAGGAUAA